AUGCCGCCUCGGACGAGGAAGAAUGCUAACGAUUUGAAGAGGAAAGUUAAGGUCGUCACCGAACAACAUGUCAUUGACAAGCCUUCUCCAGUGGAGGAGUUUCCUAUGAGAGAAUGGAGUCUGAAAUUGCACCUGUUGGACGAAGAAGGCAACGAGCGACCUGCCGACGUGUUUACCAAGGUCGUCUACAACUUGCACCCGACCUUUGAGAAUCCCACCCAAACCUUUACCAAACCCCCAUUCCUCUGUAGCAACGAAGGGUGGGGUGAGUUUGAAAUAAGCAUCGAUUGCUACACGACUGAGAAGACGAAACUGGCUCCUAUUAUCCACGACUUGAACUUCCUGCAGGAGAGGUACGAGGCCACACACACAGUGACCUUCAAGAACCCAUCGCAAGCUUUGCAGGAAAGAUUGCGCGAAACUGGCCCGCUACCCAACGACGAUGAGCGCCAAAAGAAGAAGAGCGUCGCAAGCAAGAAGGGCGGUCAAAAAUACGACUAUGAGAAGAUUGCUGAGGCACUGGAAAAGCUCGACGAGGAGGAUUUGCUGCGCGUCAUUCAGCUCAUUAAUGAGAACAAGGGACCGGAUACCUACAUACGGAGUGAUGUUGAAGCCGGAGAGUUUUCUAUUGACUUGUAUACAAUGCCGGAUUUGCUGACAACAAAAUUGUGGGAACAUCUGUCAAAGAAGGGACUGGUUAAUUAA
Pochonia chlamydosporia 170 is the source of this 705-nucleotide messenger RNA. RefSeq names its product SAS complex, SAS5 subunit/transcription initiation factor IID, subunit 14. Lineage: Eukaryota; Fungi; Ascomycota; Sordariomycetes; Hypocreales; Clavicipitaceae. The coding region runs from base 1 to 705 and encodes 234 amino acids. Gene Ontology annotation, molecular function: histone binding. Gene Ontology annotation, cellular component: Swr1 complex; NuA4 histone acetyltransferase complex. The record is from RefSeq and is a predicted model, not a curated record. Gene Ontology annotation, biological process: chromatin remodeling; regulation of transcription by RNA polymerase II. The transcript has 5 exons.